Messenger RNA from Salarias fasciatus (jewelled blenny), 2219 nucleotides. It is a transcript of the gene mettl25, whose product is annotated as methyltransferase like 25. The record is from RefSeq and is a predicted model, not a curated record. The transcript has 13 exons. Lineage: Eukaryota; Metazoa; Chordata; Actinopteri; Blenniiformes; Blenniidae. The coding region runs from base 139 to 1926 and encodes 595 amino acids.
CUCUUCUUUUGAACACCGUGCGGAGCAUUUUUUGAUCCCUUCGCGUUUCCACCUUUUCCUAUAAAUUUCUUAUUCGUCCUCUUCUGAUCUGUCGGAGCCAUUUGGUUCACUCAGGUCUGUUUAAAGCUCCUUUUAAAGAUGAACUCCUCCUCCUGCAGCCUUCUUGAAGUACAGCGGCAGAUGGAUGAAGUCAGACGGUUCCUGGCUACAACCUUGAACAUCGCUAAUGCUCACACGGUGGAGUUUUACACGCACGACGUGUGGAAGCGGUUCGUCGCCAGGUCGCCAGAUGAGGUUCUGUCUGCCGUCUGCGGCUCCUGCAGUGGCCAGCAGGGGGAGCCACAGGAAGUUCCCUCUACUGUCAUUACCGGUAAAGACCAGCAGGGGGAGCCAGCGCAUCAAGAACUUGAAACCAGAACCACAUUUGGGUUUUGCUGUGAAACGAACCGGCUUGUUGAUACUGAAGAGCUCCUGCUGGCAGCCAAGGCCCACUCAAUCCCUGGUCUUGGAGUGUGUCUGAGCAGGGAUCAGCUCCUGCAGGACCUCCAGCGGACAAGGUCUGACUCUGGUGCUCUACCAGCACAAAAAGAUGCUGCUUUGGAGCCAAGUGAGUUUAUGAACUCCAAGAAAUCUCACGAAGUCCAGUCCAUGUCUGAGGUGGUGGCCCGUUUGGCUCAGUUCUGUGGAGUCCGGCAGGUGAUAGAUGUGGGCUCAGGGAAGGGUUACCUGAGUUCAUUCCUGUCUCUUCAGCACAGUCUUCAAGUUUACGGCAUCGAUUCGUCCAGUACCAACACCCUCGGAGCUCAGGAGAGGAACAGGAAGCUGAAAAAGUUCUCCAGGGCGUACCAGAAACACUCCAAAGCAACUAGAACACAAGGAGAGGCCGCCGGUUCCCAUCAGGAGGAGAGAGGAACACUAAAACAUGGAACAGGAACUGAAUCUCAGGAGAAAGGGAAAGCAUCUCUAAGCUCAUCAGAUGUCAGCACCUCUGUGGAAAAGCAGUCAGAGCUCAGUCCAGACACGGAGGAGCUCUUCCUCAACGCCUUAUCUCUGGAUGUGAUAGAGUCUGCGUCUCCCCGAGUUCCCCCGAGCCAGCUCAGCGCUGAAGACAGGGAGAGGAGGAAGAGGGAGAACCUGGAGAGGAAGGCCCGGAACCGAAAGGACGGCGCCGGCGCCGUGUUUUCGCCUCUCACGUCGUACGUCACCGCGGAAACGGAGCUCCAGGAGCUCAUAGUCGGGCUGGAGGACGCCGUCGUGGUCGGCCUGCACACGUGUGGAGACUUGGCUCCCAGCACGCUGAGGAUGUUUGCGGCCAAACCAGAGCUGGAAGCAGUCUGCAGCGUGGGCUGCUGCUAUCACCUGCUGUCUGAGGAGUUCGACCCAGCCGGGCAGGAGCGUCUGCACGCCGCUGUCUGUGGUUUCCCUCUGAGCCGGUACCUCCGCGGCCAGUCGUGGUUCUGCGGCAGGAACGCCCGGAUGUCGGCGUGUUUGGCCCUGGAAAGAGUUUCACUCGGCCAAGGGAUUCAGAUGGAGUCUCUGUUCUAUCGAGCCGUCCUUCACGUUAUCCUCAGAGAUCACUACAGCUCCUACAAAAGUGAGAAGCGAGUGGGGAACGUCUAUUCUAAAGCAAAGUCGUUUGUGGAUUAUGUUCGGCGAGCUCUCCGCAGGCUGGAACUGGACGACUCGAAGCUUUCAGAUAGCGACAUCCAGCAUUACCACGACACUUACAGCGAGAGAAAGAACGAGAUGCACGCUUUUAACAUGCUGAAGGUGACCCUGGCUCCCUGCAUCGAGGGUCUGAUCCUCCUGGACCGCCUCUGCUUCCUGAAGGAGCAGGAGAAUGUAUCAUACUCAGCGCUGGUGCAACUGUUCGACCCCCUGCUGUCACCGAGAUGUUACGCUGUCGUCGGACUGAAGAGUUACUGAAGAAGAAUCGAAGGCUGGAAAAAAAAAACAAAAAACCAAAACUGGAGCAAAACGCACACGUUUUUUUAUUUGACAGAUCCAGUUUCCAUGUUUAUGUGGAAUUGCAUCAUCGGUUUUAGCUUUAACGUGAUUGACUAUGCAGGCAUCCAAAUCAUAUUCAGUUCCAGAAACAUGUUUAUGCUUAGUGUUGUUUGCUCUGGGAGAUAUUUCUUUACAUUUAUGUCAGUCAUUGACCUUCUGCUUCUCUCAGAGGGCGACUGGUGAAAAAAAAAAAAAAAAAAAAAAAGCCCAAA